AUAAAUUAUCAUACUAAUUGAAAUUAAGAUUGCAUUAUUGCAAUCGAUUAUAAUUAACAUAUAGCCAUUAUAUGGCACUUAAUGCCUAAUGUACAGCGAAGUCACGAGGUCACGUUGUAGGAAGAUUGUACUCUAUGGAAUCAAGAGCAAAGUGCAAGGUAACUCAUGAUAUAAAUACAAUAACAGCUCGUGUCAAAUAACUGUGCGUACUAUAUGAGUGCGCACAAUCGGUUCCGAUCGUCACCUUAAUACGGUUACUCUGUGAAGUAAGAUAAAUGAAUUAUACUAGUUAAACGGUGAUAUUUUGUAGUAUAAUAAAAAUAGCGAUUCGUAAAACUGAUAUAGUACAAUCAUGAGUUUCUUACAAAAUAUAUCUUAUCAUUGGACACAACAACUCGAUCCACGAGUGGUUAAUCUACCGUUAAUUGCUUCUUCCUAUUCAGUACCACUAAUAGUAUUGGCAUAUCUGUACUUCGUGCUCAGUUAUGGGCCUAAAUUCAUGAAGAAUAGACCACCAUACACAUUGAAAACAUUUAUGAAACUGUAUAAUAUCGUCCAAAUUUUUGCAAAUGCGUGGUUAAUGUAUGAUCAUAUUGACGCUGGUUUAUUCUCAACUAAUUUAAUUUGUCCUGAUUUUGAUUACUCCUACAAUGAUAUUCCAAUGAGGAUAACCAGAUGUUGCUGGUAUUUCUUUCUGCUAAAAAUAUUGGAUUACGCCGACACAGUCGUAUUUGUAUUAAGGAAGAAGAAUAAUCAAGUAUCCGGUUUGCAUUUGUAUCAUCAUGUAUCUACUUUACUUUUGGCGUGGUUUGGUACAAGAUAUUACGCAGUUAUUUCCUUUACACUUCUUACCUUCACUAACUGCUUCGUACAUACGGUAAUGUACACGUAUUACUACUUAGCGGCCUGUGGACCGAAUAUUCAAAAAACUGUCGCACCUGUGAAACGAUGGAUAACUAUACUACAAAUGACACAAUUCGUCGUGCUGGUGUUAUAUGUAUUACACCAAUUUGUAUUAGAUUGCGGAGUUGUAUAUACUUGGGUUAGCCUGCUGUUUAUUGCAAAUUUAAUAAUGAAUUUUUACAUGUUCUAUAAUUUCUAUCAAAGGACAUACAAUAAAGUCAAGAAAACUCACUAGAUUAUGCAACAUAAAUUGCAAGUAUAUUUCUAUACAGCGAAAUAUUCGAUAAUAUUGUUGAAUAUCAAUGUUUCUGUUAUAAACUGUUUCCUCAUUCUUCUAUUAUAUUAUAUUGUUCAACAAAACAUGAUAUGUUUUUUGAGAACAAGAAAACGAAUAACUAUUUCUUUCAAUUUUUUAAAUGCUAUCUUAUUUAUCAAAUUGUUUUAAUAUGUCACAUGUUUUAAGAUAUUUGCAGUUGUAUAAUCAAAAAGGGUCAUUUUUGUACACGCUACUAAAAAAAUAUAGAAAAUACUAAACGCUAAAAAAUUUGGCUAUUUUUGAGUCUCUCUAUAUAAAGCUCAACGAAAAACCACCA
Monomorium pharaonis (pharaoh ant) is the source of this 1496-nucleotide messenger RNA. Its product is annotated as elongation of very long chain fatty acids protein AAEL008004. The record is from RefSeq and is a predicted model, not a curated record. Gene Ontology annotation, biological process: very long-chain fatty acid biosynthetic process; fatty acid elongation, polyunsaturated fatty acid; fatty acid elongation, monounsaturated fatty acid. Gene Ontology annotation, molecular function: fatty acid elongase activity. NCBI's taxonomy places the organism in Eukaryota, Metazoa, Arthropoda, Insecta, Hymenoptera, Formicidae. The transcript has 4 exons. Gene Ontology annotation, cellular component: endoplasmic reticulum membrane. The coding region runs from base 353 to 1138 and encodes 261 amino acids.